This is a messenger RNA of Lemur catta (Ring-tailed lemur), 940 nucleotides long. It is a transcript of the gene CENPH, whose product is annotated as centromere protein H. The coding region runs from base 95 to 760 and encodes 221 amino acids. The record is from RefSeq and is a predicted model, not a curated record. Gene Ontology annotation, molecular function: kinetochore binding. Gene Ontology annotation, biological process: kinetochore assembly; chromosome segregation; mitotic spindle organization. The transcript is spliced from 9 exons. Gene Ontology annotation, cellular component: kinetochore; nucleus. Lineage: Eukaryota; Metazoa; Chordata; Mammalia; Primates; Lemuridae.
AUCUCCCGGGCUUCAGUUUAGCGGCGGGAAAGCAGGCCGCUUCUGAACUGCCUCUGCUUUCCCUGCGUGGUGUAGCCCUUCGCCCUAGCCAGCGAUGGAGAAGCAGCCCGAGGAAGAAGGCGCCCCCGAGCCCUCGGACUUCGCAGGGGCAGGCGAGGCAGGCGGGCCGCCCCAGGUCGCCGGCGCCCAGGAGGCGCGCAGCGAGGAUCGCAUGAGCCUGCUGCUCAGGUUGAGAGCACAGACAAAACAACAACUCUUAGAAUAUAAAUCGAUGGUUGAUACAAAUGAAGAAAAAACUCCAGAACAAAUCAUGCAAGACAAGCAAAUCGAAGCUAAAAUUGAAGACCUGGAAAAUGAAAUUGAAGAGGUAAAAAUUGCUUUAGAAAUGAAAAAUCUUGCGUUAGACAGGAUGCGGCUUUCAACUGUACUUAAAAAAGACCUGGAGAAAAUUAACUUCAAGACUAGUGUGCUCAUGGAUAACAUGAAACAAAUAUUAAAUCUGAAUAAGUUAAUAAUGAAAUCACAGCAGGAAUCUUGGGAUUUAGAGAAAAAACUGCUUGAUGUUAGAAAGAAGAGAUUGCAAUUAAAACAAGCUUCAGAAAGUAAGCUUUCAGAAAUACAGACUGAAAAGAACAAACAGAAAAAUGAUUUGGACAAUAUGGAAAAUUCAGACAAGAUAAAGACCAUACAACAAAACCUACAGAAGGAGAUACACAUUACUACAGUUAUUCAACAUGUGUUCCAGGUAACACAUAUUUAAAUUAGGAAGUAAGAACCUCAUUUUGGGAAGUAAAGUCAAUUGGGCAGAGGAUUCAGCAUUUAAGGAAACUGUUCUGCAGCUUGAGAAGAAUCUCACAACGCUCUAAUAAGAAUUCUAUUUUGACAUAUUUCAUUUUUGUCUUCAAUAUGUAAUUUAAUAGCAAAUUCUAAGUGAAAUGUA